Messenger RNA from Theileria orientalis strain Shintoku, 9942 nucleotides. RefSeq lists its product as hypothetical. The transcript is spliced from 6 exons. Lineage: Eukaryota; Apicomplexa; Aconoidasida; Piroplasmida; Theileriidae. The record is from RefSeq and is a predicted model, not a curated record. Bases 1 to 9942 code for a protein of 3313 amino acids.
AUGGAUAAUUUUCUGUAUAUUGACCCCAAAAUUUUACGGAGACUUGAGACGGGGAGGAUUUUGAAACAUGAUCUUUUGGCCCUAAAAGACCAGCUUAAGCGUGUUUGUAAGGGUCUAAAUUUGUGCAAUAAUAAUAUAAACACCGAUGAAAGUGGAAAUUUAUGUAAAACAGCUGGCACGUACAGCGAAAACGAUCUAAAAACGUAUGUUCACACCUUGGUGGAUUCCAUCAACAAAUCACUCUUAAAACUCUAUUCCAGCAGUCAGACUCGGUUGAUUACGUCAUUGCUGGACCAGCUUGUCAAGGUUUGCCAGGUUUCUGGGAGUGUCGAGCUUGAGGAGGCAGAGUGUAGGAGCAACUUCGUGAUUCUAUACCUGCGCUAUGAGCUGGAUAGGUUUAGUAACGCAGCCAAUGCAGGUCAUAAAUCAGCCCUGGUGGCACUUAUCAGGGACGUGGUGAACGAGAAGGCCGCGAACCACUAUCUGCUGUUGCUGUUUCAUAAGCACCUUAAGCUGCUUGACAGGGAAGACUGCGCGCAGUUCAUGGACGACGUCGUGAGGAAGCUGAAGAGAAGUAGCACGAGUGUGCUGCACGUUCUCGCGAUUCUGUUCAGAAACGUCGACGUUAGCGCGCUAGGGAACCUGUACGACCUGCUGGUGCUGCUGUGCAGUUACCCCUUCGACAGCCUGGUCGUGGAAAUAUUGGAGAUGCUAUCGGUUUCAAUACACGUUCACGGGCGUGAAUCCACGGGGUAUCGACUGAGUGACCUGGUGGGAAGGUUGCUGUCACAUGUCGCCAGUACAAGCGGCAGGGACGAGACGGAGAAGGUAUCGGCAAUCUUGGCCCUCAUAAUGUGUAGUCCAUACCAUUUGAGUACCGGUGGUUUGGCACUACUUAGCGAGUCUUUGCGCUGCUCACGUAAAGGGGUGGCUGGUACGACGGAGGAAGUGUUGAAUGGUAGACAGAACACUCACGCAGACUGGAAGGGAGUGGUGGACAGGCACAUCGCAACUAUCGACAGAAACUGCAACAAUAAGUUGUUCAGCAAGGUGCAGGUCAACUUCAUCAAAUUCACAACGAACCUGUACCUGCUGAGCAGAGACGAUCGGCUGCUGAGUAUACUGGUGAAGCUGUUCAACAGCAUAGGAGCAGUGGGCGAUUCCCAUGUCAAUUGCAUUUUGCAGUCAGUGAUCAUGAUUUACCACGAUCCACUGAGUACCGUAGAUGGUGCGUCCCGUUCGAGUGGUGGUGCAGAUAAGCUGGACAGAGCAGUGGUUGCUAAGAUAUACAACAACGUGGUUGAUAAGCCCAUAUAUAGGCUGACGCUGGCCCAGUCGCUGUACUUGAGCCUUAAACUUGGCGCGGAUGUAAAGUUGGUUGGAAAGCUGGACGCUGACGGGCUGGACUUGUACUACACACUUCUCGCGUUCCACUACUACUACCACCUGGUAAAGAGUAGUGGUGGGUCCUUGGGGUUAACAAGGGCAGGCUCAGGAGUUGAUUUGGAGUCUUUUGUUGGCAGCUACGUCAACAAUGGUUCAUCAAAUCAGUUGCAGCUGUACCAUAGUUUGUUACAACUGUACAGUAGACUCACAGGCGUUAGUGGGCUGUUAAUUAGGAACAUCAACAACAUGAUGAGCACGUUAGACGUGGAAGACAUCGCAAGCAUGUUUUUGGUUGUUUUAGUGAAGAGGUUGCACAGUAGGAGGCUUUUGUAUCAUCUGUACAGGUUGUUCUCUGAUAGGAUAGCAACUGACGUCAACUUGAGUUUGUUGUGUGUAUUUGCGAUGACCAGUCCAAGUGUGCACAGGCACGACUACGUGGAACUGAAAAGGAAUUUUCCCAUGGUCUUCAGCACUAUUAACCACAGCAUUCGGAAUGCAGUGGUUAAUAGGGCGAUGGGCACCGCGGAGGGCCGCGGGAGUGUGGUUAAGUCGCUCGUAAAGCUGACACGGCUGCUUUAUAAACACAACGUGGACCUGUCGUUUCUGCUCACGUUCGGGCAGCUUGACUGCGUAAUGCCGUUUCUGCUGUCGAGUUUGCUGGAAAACUGCCAGAGGUAUUUGAGCGUUAACGUUAACAACGUAAGUUCAAACUCGGCCAUGACGAACACCAUGAUGGAUAACAUACUCACCACGGCCGCCGGAGAGGACGAAGUAGAUGCGCUGUACAACGUGUACGACGACGUGCAGAUGAUUGAAAACGAGAGUGAGAUCCUGAAGAGCAAAAACAUAAAGAGGGCGGACCUGGACAGCAUCAAGGCAUAUAGAAGUUACCUGGUGUACAAGGAGAGGCUGGAGGUUCUGAACCAGGUCGUGAACGUGUACAACAUGUUGUACAACGUGUUUUACCGCCAGCUAAAGAGCCGAAAUAGUGCCAACAACAAAAGUGCAAGCAGUGUCAACAACAACCGUCCCAGUAUUGUCAACAACAACCGUCCCAGUAUUGUCAACAACAACAGUGCAAACAGUGUCAGCAAUGGUGGUGGUAGCAAAGACAGGUUGACGAGUGGGAUUGGCAUUAGUAGUGACAAUUUCAGGCUGCUGUUCUACGUAGUGCUCAAGGUUAACGCGAUUAAGGUGUUUAGGCACUUUAAUAGAAUGCUGAUGAGGACAAUGUUGGACGUUGUGUUCAACAACGCGACCUCAGCGGAGAUGAUAGCAUAUUUGUACGCACCAAGUUAUAGUACGUCGAGUAAUGGUUUGAGUAGAAGCAAUGGUGCUGGUGAGAGGAGGCUAGGUAGAAGUGGUGGAGAGGAUAGGAGUGACGAUGUUGAAGAUAAUAAAGAAGGUAAAAAUGGUAUAGGUGGUGAAGAUAAUAAAGAUGGUAAAAAUGGUGAAGAUGAUAGUGUUAGUGGGACUGGUGAAUUAGGCGGUGUUGGACUGUUGCAGUUGCUGUGCGAUAACCUGAAUUGUAACUGCCUGGUAGAGUGUUUUACAGUGAUUAACCACGUUGUGUGUCGUCUAGUAGUUACCACGAGUGAGGGGUUGGGACCAAGUUUGGACACUAACAGCGAAGAAGGGCUGGAAGGAGUUGAAACGAUUUAUAACGCAGUGCUGCUGAUGCUGAAGAACAAGUACGCGUUUGACGUCAACGUAUUCAAGUAUGUGUACUAUUUGCACGUUAGAAGGAGGGAAAGUGUCGAGUUGUUGAGUAAUUUGGGAUACUUGAUCGAUAGAAGCAACUUGGCGUAUCUGUUUCACCUGUACUUCUUGACAAACAUUAAGGCAAUACUGGGAUUGGUAUCAGAAAUUUCUAGUGACUGUCUAAGGAGCAGAAGUACGAGGUCACCGUUAAAGGAUAGUGGUAACAACAGUAGUAGCAGAAGUACGAGGUCACCGUUAAAGGAUAGUGGUAGCAGCAGUAACGGUACUAGUGAUGGCGGAUUGGAUGAAUUUGAGAGGGAGAUUGCGGAAACAGAAGUGUUUGAAGAGGAAUUUGGAAUAGUAAAAAAGGUUAAAUUGGAGACUUAUUUGGCACUUUUUGAAACGAAAGGAGACUUGGGAGUUGAACACAGGAAUGAGUCGAGGGAGAAUGAUAUCAUUGAGUUGUUUAAGCUGUACAUGAUAGAUAUGCCAGCAGUUACAGGCAGUGGCCGCGAAGAUAACAUAGAGGUGUUCAGCAACUACUACUGCAAGCACUACGAGCCGAUGUCGUUCCUGGAGUUGUUCAAUCGAUACGCAGACAAGUUCAGCGACAAGUCGAAAUUCUACGAACUGCUCAACGCACUCUUGAGGAAGAAGUUGAAGGGCGGAAGGGACCAGGAGAAGGUGCUGCUGUACCUGCUGGACAAGUACUGUUACGUGAACUACUAUCAGCAUCUGCUGGGGAGCAUUAGGCUGGUAGUUGAGGGCGUGGAUGUGGUGAACGCGCUUGAUGGAGUGGCAGGGUUGAUUGAGGAGCUUACAAGGAGGUACGAUGCGCUUAAGCCGGAUUUCCACAGCAUUGGUACCGGUGAUAAUGCGAGUCAUGAUAGCGUUGUUACCACCACUAGUGCCAGCCGCGAUAGCAGUGUUAUCACCACUAAUGCGAGUCAUGGUGACGUAAACAGAGGCGCUAGUGCGAUAAGAGGAUCUGAUGGCAUGACUAAUGAGAGGAAACGGACAGGACAGGACGGUAAUACGACGGAUAUGUUAAUGGUGUUGCUGAUAACAACAGGACUGCUUAACAUUAAGGUACAGCAGUCAGGAGUGCCGAGUGAGUCAGAGCAGAUGAAGGAGCUGUCGCAAUCAGUGACAAGGACGAUAGAAAACUUGCUGCAGCUGAUACCGUUUAACGCAGACGCGACGCUGAUCAGUGAGGCGAAGCAGACGCUGCUGAGCCUGUUUAGUUUGACAAAAAUAAGCACGAGCUACGCGACGGAUCAGUUGAACCUGUACUACAGUUACGCGCUGAGGGAAAGCAGGUACACGUCGAUAUUCCUGGUGCUGUUGUCAGUGGCAGACGGAGUUAACAGGGCCACCUGCCCGGUAAAGAGUCCGAGUAGAGGAAGCGGAAGAGACGCGUACAGAUACCACUUCGUGAACAAGUUGGUGGGCGUCAACAGCAGUAUUAACAGCCACGCGUACGAGCAGCACUUGGAAUCGAUGAUAGCGACCAUGAGCAAUGCCACAACGUCGACCAGGGACCAUUCAGAGUCAACUAGAGGACUGAGUGGCGGCGACAAGGGGAGUGCAGUGGCCGACGCAGCGAGCGUAGUGCUGCUGGAAAGCAUAGUAGUGGAGUACGGCAACGAGCUGAGCAACCUGUACGAGCUGCUGCACGUCAUGUCCAACAACGUGGUUUACAUAAACUCGCUGAAGAGAGUCAUCAGUGCACUGGUGAAAGUGGACGAUGGAGGCAGCGGCGAGGAAGAGGGCGAUCGAGGGAGGUGGGAGAGGCUGGCCUUGGUCAACUUUAACGCAUUCUACACCAUAGUGGUCAACAACCUCACGCCGAACAGCAGCGGCGCAGCCGGCGGGUCGCCGAAGCACGGAGCCAAGAUCAGCAAAAACGCGCUUCUGUACUACAACCUGUACCUGCUCAACUUCCUGAUAACGAACUUCGCGCACAUGCUCCUGGACAACAACCUGCUGAGGGUGCUGGACGUGGUCAACGAGUACGCGAUUAACAUCAACAGUAGGCUGAAGAGCCUCAGCGUCCGCAUAAUCAACUCGUUCGUGGGCCUCUUGGGGCAAGCGUCGGUGUUUUACGAGCACAGGAAGUCCCUGGUUAGCGCCUUGACGGUGCCCAACGAUCAGAACCUGGUCAGCCUCGUCGACCGAGUGAGUGGGUCCUGCGAACAGGGGCCGGCAGUUCACAGUCUCAGCACCACUAACGCCGCAGGAGCCGGCGUUAGCAGUGCUGAGACGCUGAAGAUGGACAUCACGCUGCUCAACUACUUGAUAGCCAAGUGCAUCAAGAUCAGCAAGUUGAAGCUGAAGCUGGUGCUGAUAUCGACGCACCUGCUUAGGGAGACGCGUUCGCUGGAGACGCUGAGUUAUUAUGCGCACAACGUGCUGUACUUGCUGUUACACCUGAUAUAUGACCCUAUACAGGACGUUUACAGCAGUAUUUUGGAGUUGAUGAGGCUGUUUUCGCUCCAGUAUAGUUUUGUUACCGGUUCCAGUACGGACGGUGGCCAUGCGACAGGAGAUAACGCAACUAAUGGCGAUAGGAAUGGUUCUAACGCAGCUAGUGGCAACGGUACGGGCGAUACUAGAACUAGUGCCAUUACAACCUGUUAUACCAGAACUGCUCCCGGCACAACUACCAAGUUAACCAGUGAUAGGGCUAGUGGCUGGAGUAGGGCCGGCAGUGAGGGAGUAACUGACGGCGGUGGCAGGUCGGCAGACGACUUUGAAGGCAAUGAUUUGAUAUACGUGCUCUUUGGGAAGCUGAAACACGAAUUGAUACACGGAGAGAGGUUCGCGUCGCUGAGUACGCAGGGAGUGGGCGGAGGUAAGCAGGGAGGAGUGGUAUCACAGCAGCCAGUGGAGACGAGCGAGCAGCUGUUGGUGUGCAACCUGAUAUCGAACCUGCUGAUGCACCUGCACGACGACUACAAGUUCCACAUAGUCAACGGGUUCUACAGGCACAUCUACGACUUCGCACACGCCUCGAGCAGCUACAGUUCGAGCUCCUCAGGGCUGACGAACGUCACGGGCAACAGCGUGGAAGUUGGAGCGGAUGCAAGGCAGUGGAUGAAGGAGCUGGCGGCCUACAUAAGCAUGUUCGUGUACCUGCCGUACAGCUGCCACGACCUGGUGAACGCGAACAUUAACUCGAUACUGGCGAUGCUGAUCAGGCUGUUCAGCCAUGGAGAGUUCAACAGCACGCUGGCGCACGUGUUCACGUCGCUGGUGCUCAUAAACAACGGCCACAUAUUUCCGCCAAGUACUAGCACGGGCGCCACAAUAGGUACGGCAAAGCAUGGCUCCCCAGAGGUGACGAAGGCCGCUGGUGGCGCCUUAGAUAGGCAGAAGGACAGAGUGAACAGGCUGAUAGUUUACUAUCUGCUAUACAGUCUGUACCCGUUCUCGACGGUUGCAAUAGGUGCCAACGGUGCAGUCUCCGGAACUAGCACAGGUGACGGUGGAGAGAGCGUGUACGGUCGCUCCUACUCGGGACUCACUGAUUCAGUAGAUGGAGUUAACUCGUAUGAAUCGUCGAUCAACGGCGACUGCUCACCGGAAAAUGCGCCGGCAAGUUGCAGUGGUUCGUCGUCGGAAGGGAGGGCGGAGCUGAAGUUGACGCUGCUGAAGCUGGUGUACCUGUUCAUAAACCCACAGUUCGUGCUCAGCUGCGAUUACCCGCUGAACCAUUUCUUCCAGGCGUCAACCGCAGCCACCAACGCAGCCACCAGGGAGAUGGACGCGCGGCAGAAGCUGAUAUGGAGCUACAUAUACCUGAACAAGUUUGACCCCAACGACGCAGUGAACGUCAACAUCACGCGCUUCAUAAAGCUACACAACAUCCAGUACAUCCUGAACACGAUCGUCAGAGUGCUGAUAGCAGUGAUCUUCGACAACCUGUUCUACAACAGCGUGGAGAACAAGCUGAUAGCGAACAGGUGCCUGAAGUUCAUGCUGGACAGGUACCCCUCGUACUCAGGCUCGGUGUUGGACAGGUUGCUGAGCCCACCCGUUGCUGAUUCUUGCCAAGUUGUUGGACCCGACGGGGCUGUUGACGAUGACAAAGUAGGUAAUGAUAAUGACUACGUUGAAAUGGGAGGUAUUAUUAGCCGGGAUGUGGAUGCUGGUACAACUAAGGUCGCCAACCGCGACAUGGACUGUGCUGGCGUUAGCAACGGGGGUAUGGAAGGGUUUGAUGGCACGCCUGGGGACGACUACAGCAUAUUUUACAUAAUGAAUUAUGUGGAGAGAUCGCCGCCAUCCAGCGAGUUGGUUUCAACAGGUGGCCCGGGAAGAGAGUCGGCGGAAGGGGUGGAAGGUCGGAGGAACUCACAGAAAAAAACGACGCUGUUCACGACGAGUAGGGCAGUGUACAUACCGCACACGAGUUGGCAGACGAAAGCCAAGAAGGACAGCGUUGGCAUGUCGACCGACUCGAUUCUGGUGGGAAGUUGCCUGGGGAUUCACACCUACUACACGACGACCAGUGACCUGUCGAAGCUGAAGCACCAGGACCAGGCGGCAGAACAGCAGGAUCAGCUGGCGGACCCGCGAAGGAAGCUGGACGAGGUGGUGUCGUUCCUCACGAGGUGCCUGAGGUACCACAAGUGCUGCAAGUACGCGCUCGAGUCGCUCUCGCUGAUUUCGAACCACUACUCGAACGUGCUCGUGGCGACGAUCAUACCCUCGUUCCUGUCGGUGUUUGAGUGCACGGAAACGGAGGAAGGCGAGGGGGCUGACAGCGCGGAAGUGGUGUACAGCAGAGAGGACGACGCGGUGCGUUCGGUCUACUACCUGGUCAGCUACAACAACGACUACUUCGAGUACAUCUUCGAGCAGCUGGUGGGCACGUACCACUCGAACCUGGAGGCGGACAGUGAGGACGCUGGGGCUGGAAACCACAAGAACGACAUGAUCCUGGAGCUGCUCCUGAAGCUGUGCAACAUAAACGGCGGGGAGCUGAUACUGGACAACAAGGAGGAGUUCUUCCAGCUCCUGUCGAUUCUCAACGGGCUCCACUGCAGCACUGCCUCCACGGCUGCAACUGCCAAUAUUAACGCAAGCAGUGGUAGCCAUAGCAAUAACAACGCUAGCGGUGGUAACCAUACCAAUAACAACUCCGGCAGUGGUAGCCACAGCAACUUUAAUGCAAACAGUGGUAGUUUUAGCAGUAAGGGUCAGUCGGCAAGUUUUAGUGGCAACUCGGAUUUAUUGGACAGGUUCCUGCACUCAAUAGACAACGAUAACAUUUACAAGCUAAUUUACCUGCUGAUAAAGGAGAUACUCGAGGUGGUAGAGAGCAGUUGCAACGGCCUCACCGGGGAGGAAAGCCCGGUGGAGCUGUACUUUGUGAUGCUGCACAAGCUGAUGGACAACAAGAUGAUCGUCACGAACUUCAUGCAGGAGUACCUGACGUUCAUUCUACACCUGACGACGAUGAUUAGUGGAUCCUCAGGUUCUGGAGGUGGAAGGGUGGGAUCAGGAGGAGGAAAAGGGAUGGAAAUGGUGGAAACGUACGUGUACAUGCUGUUCAACAAGCUGGUUUCAAUUAACACGAACAAGCUCGGCACGGUGAUUGACACGAUUCACGACCACCUGACGACAAACUACAGCGUCGGAGACGCUGACAGGAGCAGAGGAGGCGAAGAAGGAAGCGGAGGGAGCAGCAAAAACGUCUGGACGUCGAUCAUAGAGCUUUGCAUCGGGUACCUGAACAAUAACUCGAGCAGCAGUCUGAUCAAGAACCCCGUCGAGGUGCUGCUGAUACUGAGUGAGCGCAACGUGCACAACUUCGUGGGAGGGUGUCUGAAGCUGUUUGGAAUACUAAUCAGGCUCAUCAACGCGACUUCAGGCGGCGGAGGAGCGUCAGGGCCCGCUAGCAUGUCAGGAGUACAAGUUAACACGAGCAAUCAGGGCGCGACGAACAGAAGCAGGGAGAACAGGCUUAACCUGCUGAAGCUGCUCAGCAACCUGCUGAACCUGAACAUUAGGCACUACCACCAGAUCACGUCGCAGCUGAUGCUGACCAUCGUCAAAACGACCUUCGAGUCGAACUUGUCGCGCGUCUCCACGGAGUCGAUCAUGAAGCUGCUGACGCAGGCGCCGAGUCGGACCUCGAACACUCUGUCGCAGCUAUUUCUGAACAGCAAGAGGGAGGUGGAGGACAAGAGGGUCGUGACGGCGAACGUACUGGGACUGUUGACAAACGUAUUGGACCACGAGGACCUGAGAAAGGAACUGCUCUUGAUCGAAAAAGAGCUCCUUUUAUCGUAUUUGUUGAGCGCCAACAACGAACUUACGGUUCCAAUCGCAGCAAAACUGGCAAAAUUAUCUGAAGGUAGGAAUCUUGAAUGCGUAUUUGCGGUAGUUACGGCUAGCGACACUACUCUUAAACACUCCCUCUUUAAUACACUACUCGAUUUGCUCGAUUCGAAGCUCAAUGUGCUCAACGAACCUGACAUUAGGAUACUGUUGCAGUUCCUGGACUCGGAACUAGUUUUUAAUAAUAAAUUCAACCACUUUAUCUCACAGCUAAGUGAUUCAAAUACCAUAGCGAAUCAGUCUUUUUACGCUCAGAUUGUACUAUACGCCGUCAGUAACACUAGAAUCACCGACAAGCUCACGUUUGACCUUUUGUUCUCCCUGGUUCAGCGCGUAAGGGUCAGCAGCGAGCGGCUUGCUGCACAUUGGAGAGAUCAGAGCAUAUUUCUCAUGACCAGAAGGAGGAAAUAUCUGAGCUCGUGGCUCAGAUUAAUUCAAGCGCCUAGACGGCCUCGGUCUAGAUGGAGCGCUUUAAUCGCAACCCGGUCCUCAAUGUCCGGGUAUUAA